This is a messenger RNA of Momordica charantia (bitter melon), 2291 nucleotides long. RefSeq names its product Pentatricopeptide repeat (PPR) superfamily protein (gene CRR4). The record is from RefSeq and is a predicted model, not a curated record. Lineage: Eukaryota; Viridiplantae; Streptophyta; Magnoliopsida; Cucurbitales; Cucurbitaceae. Gene Ontology annotation, biological process: RNA modification. Gene Ontology annotation, molecular function: protein binding; RNA binding.
CGGAGUUACUCAAACAGAUCGGCCAUGUACAAUAGAAUCCCUAACACUAAAGUAAAAUAAUCUUCGAUGUUAAAGUACUAAUAUGGUAUUCAAACAUAAAAUAUGAAAAAGGAAAAAAUAGAGAAAAAAAAAGAGAAGAAAAAUUCUGAAUGGCCGUUGGCAAACCGUUAGAAGCAGGCAGCGAAGACGAACCACUCCCUCCAAGUUUCAGUUAAAAAGCCGCAUCGACUCAAAUUUCUCAUCCAUUUUCUCGAACUUCGUCGCAGAAGAAAGCUCAGAAAUUAAUGGUUGUUUCUGCAAAUUCAUGGCAGCCAUGGCCCUCAAUUCCGCCGACUCUUCUCCUCCGCCACUGCGAAACUCAGAGCGAGGUGAAUCAAAUCCACGCCAGAAUCAUCAAGUCCGGAUGCCUAAAAAAUUCGUCACUCACGACCAGAAUCAUCCUCAAUUCCAUUUCUUCUCCCCACAGACCGCUCGUCGAAUUCGCUCGCUACGUCUUCUUCACUCGUUAUGCUGUUGAAAGAAUUCGUCGGAAUCGGCGGGACGACGACGACCCGUUUCUCUGGAAUGCUGUGAUCAAAUCGUAUUCACACGGGAAUGACCCCAUUCGAGCUCUGGUAUUAUUCUGUAUGAUGCUUGAAAAUGGAUUUUCUGUCGAUAAGUUCUCGUUUUCUUUGAUUCUUAAAGCCUGUGCUCGAGUGUGUUUGGUGGAGCAAGGGAAGCAGAUUCAUGGGUUGUUGAUGAAGUUAGAAAUUGGGUCGAAUUUGUUUCUGCUUAAUUGUUUGAUUACUAUGUAUUUACGGUGCGGGGAUAUUGAGUUUGCACGGCAAGUGUUCGACAGAAUGCCGAGGCAGGACUCUGUUUCGUAUAAUUCGAUGAUUGAUGGUUAUGUUAAGUCUGGGAUGGUCGAUUCGGCUCGUGAAUUGUUCGAUUCUAUGCCAUUGGAGGAUAAGAAUUUGAUCUCUUGGAACUCGAUGAUUGGUGGGUUUGCUCAAACAGAAGACGGUGUGGAGUUUGCAUUGGAACUGUUUGAGAAAAUGCCUGAGAGAGAUUUGGUUUCUUGGAACACGGUAAUUGGUGGUUUUGCUAAAUGUGGGCGCAUAGAAUUUGCUCAUAGCUUGUUCAAUCAAAUGCCGAGAAGAGAUGUAAUCAGUUGGUCUAAUUUGAUUGAUGGUUAUGCCAAACUGGGUAAUAUCGAGGUUGCGAGGAACCUGUUUGAUGAAAUGCCUGAGAAAGAUGUGGUUGCUUGUAAUGCAAUGAUGGCUGGCUAUGUGCAAAAUGGUUAUUGCACAAAAGCUUUAAAAAUAUUUAAUAUGAUGCAAAGCCAAAGCAACUUAUCUCCUGAUAAAACGACGUUGGUGAUCGCGUUGUCUGCUGUUUCUCAGUUAGGACGCAUUGACAAGGCUGCGAGUAUACAUAGUUAUUUGAUUGAAAAUGGCUUUUCUUUGAUGGGUAAGGUUGGUGUUGCUCUCAUUGACAUGUAUUCUAAAUGCGGUAGUAUCAAUAAUGCCAUGUCAAUAUUCGAAGGCAUCGAAGAAAAGGGUAUCGACCAUUGGAAUGCCAUGAUUAGUGGAAUGGCAAGAAAUGGUCUGGGUGAGUCGGCUUUUGAUAUGCUCGUGGAGAUGCAGAAGCUUUCAGUGAAACCAGACGAUAUCACUUUCAUCGGUGUGUUGAAUGCAUGUGCGCAUGCCGGGUUGGUGAAAGAAGGGAUGAUUUGUUUCGAGUUGAUGAGAAAAGUUCAUAAGUUAGAGCCAAAGCUACAGCAUUAUGGAUGCAUGGUGGACAUCCUUGGCAAAGCAGGGCUUAUAGAAGGAGCAUUGAAAUUCAUUGAAGAAAUGCCCAUUGAGCCCAAUGAUAUCAUAUGGAGGACUUUGCUUAGUGCUUGCCAAAACCAUGAGAACUUUGCCAUUGGAGAAUCCAUUGCUAGACAUCUUAUGAGGUUGGAUUCUUGUAACUCGAGUUCUUAUGUUCUUCUUUCGAAUAUCUACGCCGGUCUCGGCCUGUGGAGUGCGGCGAGCAAGGUACGAACAAUGAUGAAGAAGAGGAAUUUAACGAAAGUUCCUGGGCGCAGUUGGAUUGAACUUGAGGGAGUUGUUCAUGAGUUCUUGGUGCAUGAUAAAUCCCAUCCACAUGUUACUGAAAUAUAUUCUGUGUUGGAUGGUUUAGGGACAUCAAAUUUGCAGGUUAUUGAUUGUAAAUGUUAGUAUGGACUGCCUAUGCACAUAUGUAAAAAUGUAGAAAAAGGUGAAGUUAUUAUAUCAAUCAUCAAUGGAUCUCGAGAUUCUAUUAGUAAA